Molecule: messenger RNA, 1429 nt
Organism: Momordica charantia (bitter melon)
Lineage: Eukaryota; Viridiplantae; Streptophyta; Magnoliopsida; Cucurbitales; Cucurbitaceae
Product: Homeodomain-like superfamily protein
Biological process (GO): response to ethylene; response to gibberellin
Molecular function (GO): DNA binding
Source: RefSeq, a predicted model, not a curated record
UUUUUCCUAAAAAAAAUAUUAACACAAAUCCUCUCUCCCAUAAAGCCUCUGCCUCCCUUCUUCCCCAUUUCCCACGAUCUUCAAUACCGCCAUCCUCUCUUAUUUGUGCUCUCUUCACUAACUCGGUGGCCUGACUCGCCGGGUCACGGAUCGCAAUGACUCGGCGUUGCUCUCACUGCAGCAACAAUGGCCACAACUCCCGCACCUGCCCCUCCCGCGGCGGCAGAACCGGCAGUGGUAGUCUCGGCGCCGGAGGCGGCGGUGUGAAGCUCUUUGGGGUUAGGCUCACCGAUGGGUCUUUCAUCAAGAAAAGCGCCAGCAUGGGCAACCUCUCCGCACAUUACCACAGUUCAUCUUCCGCAGCCGCUUCGCCGAAUCCCGACUCCCCUAACUCCGACCCUGUCCACGACACUGAUGGUUUUCUUUCCGAUGAUCCGGCCCAUGCAUCCUGCUCUGCUAAUCGCCGUGGUGAAAGGAAGAAAGGUGUUCCAUGGACGGAGGAGGAGCAUCGAUUAUUCUUAGUUGGUCUUCAGAAACUGGGGAAGGGAGACUGGCGUGGGAUUUCUCGGAAUUUUGUUAUUACGAGGACCCCAACUCAGGUGGCAAGCCAUGCCCAGAAGUAUUUCAUUCGGCAGAGUAAUGCAACAAGAAGAAAGCGAAGGUCAAGCCUUUUUGACAUGGUUCCGGAGAUGGCAACUGAUCCGCUGCCUGUACCAGAAGAUGAAGUUUUACAUGCUGCCCAGACAAAAGAAACAGAGAACUCAAGUUCACAACCUUCACUAAAUCUCUCACUUAACUCAGAGUUCCAAAUGAUGGAAACUACAGUUGAAGAAAACGGAAAAGAACUUGAUGCACCUAAGAUGGAAAUUUCUGGUUUCCCACCUAUGAUACCAGGAUUCAUCCCGGCAUAUAUGCCUGUUCCUUUUUCAAUUUGGGCACCUGGUACAGUCCCAAUGGAAGAAGAAAAGGGUAUGGAAACGUGUCAUCACGAGGUCCUAAAACCAAUUCCAGUUGUACCAAAGGAACCGGUCAAUGUUGAUGAACUUGUUGGCAUGUCUCAGCUUACUUUACGAGAGCACGAAAGAGAGCAUGGAGAGCCUUCACCCCUGUCCUUAAAAUUGAUAGGAGAGCCCUCAAGACAGUCGGCUUUUCAUCCAAAUGCUCCAGUCAGUCGUUCAGAGUUAAGUAAGGACAACAAUGAAAAAAUUCAAGCUCUUUGAAUCAAGAAGGGAGCCAUCUUCUUGCAUCAUGAGCUUUUCUUGUAAAAUUACAUCCUUUAAUUAGUUUUUCUUCUUCUUAGAAAGUCUGUAGUGUGGUUGUUUUUAUUGAUAUAAAGUAGGCUAUAGAAAGUUCUUUAAGUAUAUUUAUUCAUUGUAACUGUAAACAAGUAGAUAAUAUUGUAAUAAAUAUAUUAAUCAGCUGAUCCUAA